CAGCUUUGCUGCCUUGUUUUUUUUAGGAAAGGAGAUUACAAUCGAUAUCUUGCUGAGUUUGCAACUGAUGAAGAAAGGAAGAACGCUGCAGAAGCUAGUUUAAAGGCCUAUAAAGAGGCAAGUGAUCUCGCUGAAACUGACUUGAAGCCUACGCAUCCAAUUCGCCUUGGCCUUGCUCUUAACUUCUCGGUGUUCUACUAUGAGAUCCUUAAUUCACCAGAUAGAGCAUGCCGUCUAGCCAAACAGGCUUUUGAUGAUGCCAUAGCAGAGCUAGACACAUUGAACGAGGACAGCUAUAAGGAUUCCACCCUGAUCAUGCAGUUGUUGAGGGAUAAUUUGACGCUGUGGACAUCAGACAUGCAUGGAGAACCAGGUGAUCAAGGACAGGAGCAAGUUGAAGAUUUGGAAACAGAGCAGUCUUAAUUCACCAUAAAGAGUGACUUCAUAAUCAUCCAUUGUAAGAAAAACUCAUCUCAUCAUGAUGUGCUAUAAUGACAAAAAUUGAUUUGGAGCAGCUUUUAACAGUGAAUGUGUAAGCAGCACAAAUAUUGCAGGAAAAGAUCAUGCAUUUCUGAAUGUGUAUCUGCUUUUGGGUUAUUAAUGUACAAAAAAAUGAUGUACAGGAUGAGUGCCACACAAUUAGAUACAAAUAACUUCUCUUUUUUCAAGUUUGUCUGUCUACUAGAUUAAAUUUGUUGUGUAGAGCUCAGAGAUAAUUUGUUUCCACCCUGUGGUCAAACAAACUAGUAAGGUGUCUGGAAUAACCAAGCUGUCAAGUAUUUUAAAGAAUCCGUUGCUCUACAAUUACAAUGCCUAGAUGGUGUGACCUGAUAUUGUUGAUCAUUUUUUGAAGACCCAUUAUAGUUGUUUGUGGUUUUGGACUGUCCUUCUACUUGGUCAUUUUGCGUACAUGAAGCCCACAUUCAAAAUGCCACAUCCAUUUAUUAUCAAAUUUCCAUAAUUUAUUACAUGUAUAGACCUUGUGUUUGACAUAUAGUCCAUUCUGUGCUGUUAGUGAUGCCAUGGACUAUUUUCACAGAGGAACUUGAAAUCAGCAUUUUGCCUCAAGCAUAUCAAAUUAAUCUGUUAAUUGCAAAUGAAGUUCAAUAUUGGGCCUAGUUGUUGCUCUAGGGUAUUUUGAAAAAUGGGGAAUUUUUGUUUCACAAGUAGUUGUGGUGUAGGUACAAGUCUGUACAUUGAUGUCCAAUUUUUCAUUUGCCUUUGUUGUAUUAUGCUGAUUUUCAUUCAAUACCAAGAUUAAAUGUAUUCAAUUUUUAGAGGCUUUUGCAUUUGUUAGGUAGUGUACACUGCAGCAUCCCAAGUCAUUAUUUAGCAUCAGAAAUUUGUUGCAAUUAUAUACUCAAGUUGUAAACUUAUGAUUUGUGUUGCUGUUUUUGUUUAUACACUUGAUAUCUCAUUUCAGUUUCAGACUAAGUGUAUAGCUUUUAACCCCAAUUUUGGAAUACUUAACUGGAAAUUUGUUUUAAAGGUCAUUACUGAUUUCUAGUUGUCACAUGAAACCAAGUUUGGCGAUUGAAACUUGCAGAAAGGAUCAGAACUGUGGUUCAGCUUAAUUUGAUUGCAUUCACAAGCUGUAAAAAUGACGUAUUUGAUCUGGCUUACCUGUCACUUAUGCCCAUGCAGAUGGGUGCACAACAUGUUAUCUAAGAUAUUAACUUCAUACAGUAUAAUCUCAUUGAUAUGCUUAACCCUGCUGGUGGUACAUACACAGGUGACAACACUUUUAUGAUCCUGUAUAAUCCCUGUAGUCCUUGAUGUAUAAAAUUAGUUGAUUUUUCUACAGAUGAUAGUAAGCUAUUGUAUUCUUUAUGUUUAAUGGAUUAUAACUAUUUUAAUGUCUCAAUUGAGCCCCCUGCCCUCACCCCACCCCUGCCUUCAAGUACUGCUGGUUGUUCUGUUCUUGAUAACAUUGUUUUAGUAUGCUGCUAUGCUAAGCUGUUGUGUAACAACUGAACUACCAAGGACCAAUCAUUUUUGUUAAAUGUAUUUUCGCCAAGAAGUCAUCUGAUUUAUGUACAUUUCCUGUAAAUGGUGUAACAUAGGUGCCAUGCAACAUUAAGUUAUUCACUAGUAUUGCACUGUGAAGGGUUAAGAUAUUACUUAGAUGCUUAAGGUUUUCUUAUUGUGUUAAUGUUUUUCUCUCAUUAAGAGCGAUGUUGGGGGCUACUGUUACAGGUCUACUUCUCUACAGGUUAUCCCACCAUGCCAAAGAUGUAUGCUGUCACAAUUUAACAUCCAGUACUUGGUGGACACCUAUGGAAAUACCAUAUAUCAGCAAUAGAUAACUUUGUAAUGCUUACCAGCUUUGUCAUUUAACCUUAACUGAAAACAAACUGAAUGCGUAUAUAGGAACAUCAUUAAUGGAAUGGAAUUAUUUAUAUUACACUUGAUGUUUUUCUAUGUGUGAUACUAAAACCAACUAUUACUCUCAUGUAGUGUAAGUUUUGUUGAACUGCAUGUUGUCAAGAUGCUUCAUUUUCUGUUGUAUUCUACAUUAGUGUUAUUGUAGUACUGAUCAGACAGUUUCUCUGUAACUGUGUUUAAAGAUGUCUUGCUUUUAUUAUAAAUCAAUCUGAGAAAUGGAA
Messenger RNA from Lingula anatina, 2606 nucleotides. Its product is annotated as 14-3-3 protein epsilon. The record is from RefSeq and is a predicted model, not a curated record. Lineage: Eukaryota; Metazoa; Brachiopoda; Lingulata; Lingulida; Lingulidae.